UUGGAGAUCCCUCCACAUUACGUACAUCUAAGUAACAAUUAAAAUUGGUGCUAAGUUAAAUUCUAAAUUAUGUAUAUUUUUAUGUGACACAUAAUUAUAGUAGUCAACACAUUAGUUGGUUGGCGACACGAUUGAAUAAAGAUAACAUAUUCAUAGAAUGGAAAUGUGACUUCAUCAUGAUUAGGCUGGUUAAGGAAACUACUACAGUAUCCAGCUGGCAGAUAAUUGUCAAGGCUGACUGGCCUUGGCACCCGGCAUUCGGCAAGCACGAAGCACGUAGUGAGUGUGACUGACUACGAGAAUGGGUGAACAACCGGCAACAGGCUUCCAGCACAUUGAGUACACACAGCUUAAUCUUCACCAUGGAGAAGCUGAUCACUCAAGAUGGAAACAGUACAUAGCAGGAAUUGCAGCAAGCACUAGUAUCGUUGCUUCUGGAGCUUGGUUCUGCUGGCCAGCACCUCUUCUCCCUCGACUCUUGGAUCAGGAUAGUCCUGUGCCCAUGACACCGGAGGAGGCCUCCUGGAUGGUCUCUUUCAUUGAAGUGGGGACUUGUAUCAGCCCAUUUUUAGGCACACUAAUGGCUGAUCAUCUGGGCAGGAAAAACUCCAUGCUGCUCUCCACUCCUCUCUUCGUUGUCAGUGUUGCCCUCAUCAUUUACAUCAGGACAUUAUGGUCACUUUGUCUCGCUCGCUUCAUCCAAGGUUUAGCAAUGGGGAUUCCCUAUACCGUACUUCCUCUGUACCUUGGUGAGAUCGCCAGCUCUGAAGCCAGAGGGAUUGUAUCUAGCUUCUUCAUGAUCGCAUGGAGUCUUGGCUGUUUGUAUCCUUACUGCGUUGGACCCUACUUAUCGUACAACUAUUUAACUUAUGCUACAUUUCUGUUGAAUAUUGUAUUUGUAGUUUCCUUUAUUUGGCAGCCAGAGAGUCCAUAUUAUUAUGCUUUGAAAAAUAAACCCAACAAAGUCACUGACAUGUUAGUACGUCUGAGAGAUUCAACACCAGAAGAUUUAAUAAAAAAAGAAGUGGAAGAAAUUCAGCUGGAAGUAAGGAAAAGUUCAGACGAAAAAGCUUCUUGGAAAGAUGUUAUAGCUACUCCUACCGAUAGAAAAGCUCUUUUUUUACUCUUAGUUGUUGCAGUGGUAUCAUGUCUGAGUGGACAGAAUGCUAUGCUGACUUAUUCAACAGAUACAUUUUCCAAGUUCUCAAAUAACUUUAUCCCUCCGGACUUUAUAACUAUAGCGAUUGGUAUAGUUACUCUUAUUGGGGGUUGUAUUAGCAUACCAACUUCUGAUACAUUAGGGAGGCGUUUUCUCCUACUGAUGUCCUCUGUGGCUUGUGCUAUUAGCUUAUUUAUUGCUUCUGGUUAUUUCUACCUCGACUCCAACACAAGUGUUGAUGUAUCCUCGUACUCUUGGGUUGCUCCAGUGGCAAUCAUGGCUUUCAACUUUUUUCUCAAUGCAGGAAUGCAUCCUGUCUGUGUUGUGUACACCUCUGAGCUGUUCCCCACAAAAACACGUGGUAUAGCUUCAUGUAUUUCUUCCAUGAGUUUGACAUUUUCCUCCCUUCUUGUUUUGAAAUUUUACGAAUCAAUUUCAAUAGCAAUGGGCAUUUACUUUACUUAUUUGUGUUAUGCUUUAGUUUGCUUUAUCGGUGUGUUCCUUUUUUAUUUUCUGAUGCCUGAAACAAAAGGAAAAACAUUUCUAGAAAUCAGAGAGGCCUUAGAGAAGGGCCAGCUUAAGUGAGAUGUAUAUUCAAUGAUUACUUUUCUCACCUUCUUUCACUGUUUAGAAGAUGGCCAACAGGUGAAAAAAUUUUACAGACAGUGAUAACAUUCACUGAGAAGGAAGCAAUAAAUAUUGUCACAUUCUGGCGGUGGAAGGUCAAUAUGGAGGUGUUGAGUUUUCAGGGUUAAUUUUUCUUAAAGGAAUUGAAGAUGAGUUACCCAAACACUCAAUUUAGUCUUGUCCUACCUUUUGUGCCGUGAAAUGUGUACAUGACAAUUUAAGGAAUAAAUGCAGCUCAGUGAACAAUGAGAUCAUAAUUAGCAAAAAUGAUACGAGUAGUAAGAGUUGUAAAGAAAAAUAAACAGAUACCGUCUUUCAAUCAAUUGAUGUGCAAGGCUUAAGCUGCUAUCUUGGUGUAAAACUAUUCCUACUCUCAGUAGGAUAAAUUAAAAUUUAUUUUCAUUUUUAUGUGGAUUUAAAAGUAAAAAUGAGUGAAAUUGAGUUAGACAGUGGUGCCUUGAUUUAAAAAAUAGCUAUAUUCCAAUGGUAGCCUAACCCUUGUGACUCAUGAAUGGAUGAUGAAAAUCAAUGGUAAAAGUCAUGGUAGUUAUUUUAUUAUUACAGAACUUUCUGACUAUUUGUACCAAGUUUCUUGGUGUUUGGUACAUGAAUUGUGGUGGAAAAGCUUUGAUUUUGUAUCUUAAACUACAUGCCAAUGUAAACUUUACUAUUGAUUGAAAUCACAGGAGGCAAAUUUCUAAAGAGAUUUAUUGAAUUACUUGUGCUACGGUAUGAUAAGUUCCUCAAUGUUAAUGUAGAUUAUAUUGAAAACUAGAUUAAGAACAGCCUUAAAAUGUAUGUAAUAAAAACCAUUAGUUUUUAA
This is a messenger RNA of Homalodisca vitripennis (glassy-winged sharpshooter), 2609 nucleotides long. Its product is annotated as facilitated trehalose transporter Tret1-like. Bases 302 to 1744 code for a protein of 480 amino acids. Gene Ontology annotation, biological process: transmembrane transport. Gene Ontology annotation, molecular function: transmembrane transporter activity. NCBI's taxonomy places the organism in Eukaryota, Metazoa, Arthropoda, Insecta, Hemiptera, Cicadellidae. Gene Ontology annotation, cellular component: membrane. The record is from RefSeq and is a predicted model, not a curated record. The transcript has 3 exons.